Molecule: messenger RNA, 3620 nt
Organism: Photinus pyralis (common eastern firefly)
Lineage: Eukaryota; Metazoa; Arthropoda; Insecta; Coleoptera; Lampyridae
Exons: 16
Coding region: 86-3583 (1165 amino acids)
Source: RefSeq, a predicted model, not a curated record
UUUCCGUUGCCAACUUCACACAACAGCUAUAAAUCAGUGUUUGUUUAUGUAGUUUAAAAAUGUUUCGAACGCAACUUUGCCCAAAAUGAAUUUCGUGGAAUUAAUAAACGAUCUAGAAGGGACAUUAACAUCUUCAAAUUAUGUGGAGCACCUUUGGUGUAAAAUUCGCGAAGUGAUACCUACAAUUUCAAUUUCAUUAGAAGAUGAAGAAGUAUAUCGGAACCAUCUGCCACUGGAUCUCACAAAGUUUCUAAAAAAGUCAGUCUUUAAACUGAGAGACAUGAAGAAUGUCUCACAGCCCGAAGUAUGGAACGAUUUAGAUCCGAAGUAUAUAAGCACACUUGUGUACUUUGUGUUGGAACAAGAAGACGUGACCAUGCAAAAUGCGUUGUACGUGGCGAAUAUUUUUGUUUUGCUUAAUGUAAUACCGAUGACCCAAAAACAGCACUUCUAUAAGGUGACAUAUUUAAAAAUACUAGAAAUGCUGGGCGAAUUCAACCGCUCCCAAGAUUUAACGUGUAAUAGCAUUAUAUUUUUGAUGGACGACUUUAAGACUAUGUUAAUGAACACGUGCAUUCCAGAGGAGACUGUCAUAGCGACUAUUGCCGUUCUCCAUUCGUAUACAUAUUGUUGUAAUGAAACGUUUAAAACAUUUGAUGUUGAUAUUUCCUUUGAGAAUCUCGGAUAUUUAGCAUUUGUAAGUUUGAAAGUGCUUGCAGAACAGCUCCAGCAGCAAAAAAAUAAUGACCGAAAGUUAUUUCCGAUCCUGUUGUGCUUGAUGUCGUGCCUCAAAUCCUCGUCUGUUAGGGACCGUAGCAGAAGUGUGAAAACGGCCCAUUUGAACAAUGUCCAACAGUUUUUAAAAGAAACUUUUGAGUUAUUUCAGUCGAGAACUUUUUCCUUAAUCACAGAUGCUCUAAAAACUAUAUCUUUAUCCAGAGAGUAUGAUAAUUUUGAUGAUAUAGCCAAAGUCUUGCAGCAGCUACCCUCGGAUGUUAAUCAAGUUUUCCAAACUUUUUUUGUGGAAACGUUGCUCUGUAAUAAGGACGAAUUUAAAUUAAACCUGCUAAAUUUGGUUAUACCCAUACUCAGACAUCCUCCAGAAUACGAGACCAUUUCUAAACGAGUCGUUAAAGCGGAAGUGCUGUUGUAUAAUGUUAUAAUGCUAUUUGCCGAUAAAAAUGAAGCAACUAGAGAAAAUGCAUUGAAGGUGGUUGCUGAAUUUUCGGAGGACUCUUUAGGGCGGCGUGUUUUACGAAAAUUAAUGGCUUCCGAUAAUUAUGGAGAUGUAAAUAAAGACUCUAUACAAGACGUUUUAUACAAUCAUAUUGAUCAAAAUUGGAACAAAAAGAAUGUGAACGUUUAUUACAUUCAACUUAUCUGCAAUUUGUUCAUUAUAAGACGAGAUUUGGUUACAAUAAAAGGUUUGAAUAGAUUAAGAAACAUCUGCCUAAAUGGAUCUCCGUAUGAUCUAAAGCCGUGCAUAAUUUAUUUUAAACGUCUACUUGAGUACCAUUCCUGUGAUAAUAAUGUAGUAUUGUAUAUCUUAAGUAUAUUUGUAAAACAAAUGUUCCAUUCCAUGGCAACAUCCACACUAUUUGCGAAGGAAUUACACGCACAAAUUUUUUCGAAUAUUACUGUAAGUGACCACAGUUUUGUAUGGAAUAUCGUUAAUUAUUUGGUAUCUCAUAAUUUUGACGUGCUGUCUAUUUUUGAGAGGUUUCAUUCUUUGCAACUACUGAGCCAAAAUACAAUCAGGAUUUUAAUGGAAUAUAAAAUUCACGAGGGGCAGUCGAGAACACCCGCAUUAAAGCUGUUAUGCGUUAUGUUAAACUUUAUACCUUACGAUAAUUGUCAUUUGUUGGAGGAAAUUUUAGAAGAUUGGUUAAUUAGUGGCACCCGACCAAUGCAACAAAGAAGACCACAUAAACGAAAUGGUAAUCACUUAAAUAUAUCCCCUACAGAUCUAUGUUUUGUAUUAUGUGCAUUGACAAAAAUAAUGCAAACAAAGAGACGUUGCGACUGCACCCAAUCGGAAUUGGACAAUUAUCGUCAAAUGCAUUACCUUACAUCCCAGGCAUUUUUUGAACAAGUGUUCCCUAUUGUUUGUGUGAAUUACGCAAUCACCCUUCUCGCUGUGUAUUCAGACUUAAUUAAUGAAGAUGUUGCUUGGGAUAGAUUGGGUUGUACACAAUUUGAAGAGACCUUAGUAACAAAGCUGAACGAAGUGUAUGGUUGUAGCUUGCAACAUCACACAUACUUACUUAGGGAUGUUGCAUAUUUGGGAGAUUUGAUUAUUUUGCGCAAGGUAAAGUUAAGCGACAACGCUUUCAGCGUACUGAGAAAAAUUGCGACUGCUGCUGAACAUACAAAGGAAUUUACAGAUUAUCUAAAAACCCAUUCGGAAAUCUGGAAUACAUGUUUGUUGUUGUAUAUAAAGGCCUGUUUUAUCAAUACACAAUUAAGUGAAGUGUGCGUCCAAAACUUGGAGUACAUUUUGUCUACAAAAUUAAUCGAAGAGUACUCAAAACUGCAACUUGUAUAUGCUCUUUAUGAUAUUUGUUCUACUCAUUUUCAGUACUAUGAUCCUCUAGUUCCUUUCCUGUUUGAGUGUUUAAAUGACACAAAUGCUUAUAUAAGGUUCAUUUGUUCUAAGAUCAUAAUGAGACUCAUUAAUGAAGAACAGUUGCGGUUAAUGGAUGGCAAUUACUUUAUAUUUAUGAGUCUUUUAGCCGACGCAAAAGAUAUUGUUUCACAAAAUGUCGAAACAUUUAUCAAAGAAUCUUAUAUAAAGAAGAAUUACCAAACAGUUGCAGGUCAAUACGUGGCUUGCCUUGUACAUUAUAAUUUUUGUUAUACUCACCCUGUUGUAUCUUUAUCAAAAAAUGACUGCAAUAUAUUAAAAAGCAAAAAUUACUCAUCUUCCGAUCGGCACGAAAUAUAUUAUUGCCUUUAUCAAUAUUUACCAGACAAUACAAAACUAAAUGUUUUGAAUGUGAUCUCUACUGAAAUAUUGGGAAGAAUUUUGAACGAAAGUCUUCCACAUUCGCCAGAAACUAUGAGAAUAUUAGAAGACGCUCUCAGCACAAUUUUGUACAUGGUUCCAAAGAGUUCAAUACCGACCAUAGGUGAGGGAACAAGCUUCUAUGAUGACGAAGUUAAAUACAUACAUAAUCAUUUAAUGAUCCCUCUUCCAAAGAGUCAAGAAUAUAGACAUAAGGAGAAAAAUUCUACCUUAAAAUCUCUGUGCAAGCUUCUACUUCAGAUUUUCUAUAGUAAACUCAAAGAAGAUCCGAAAGUUUGUCAAAACAUUCUAUUCACCAUUUCCGUAUUACGAAACACAUUUGAACUCAAUAUUCGACAUAUUAUAAGUGAAGAUACCGAGCUUAAAGAUUUGUUCGAAUCUUUGAAGAAGUUCUAUCAGAAACAUCGCCAACAAUUUCAGUAUUUGGCAUUGUCAAUUGGCCCUAAAAAUUGGCUUAAGUCGUUUGGAAAAGAAGACGUCGUAUUUUAUUGGCAAAAUAUGCCUGAUUUCACUUAUAUUCCUCCUUGCAAAAUUCUGCGAGGAGGUAAUUUACAGUGAACGGUGAACAGUUAUAAUUAAAAAAUAAUUUGCGUAA